This is a messenger RNA of Charadrius vociferus (killdeer), 878 nucleotides long. RefSeq names its product nicotinamide nucleotide adenylyltransferase 2 (gene NMNAT2). Gene Ontology annotation, cellular component: Golgi apparatus. Gene Ontology annotation, biological process: NAD+ biosynthetic process. The record is from RefSeq and is a predicted model, not a curated record. The transcript is spliced from 10 exons. Gene Ontology annotation, molecular function: nicotinate-nucleotide adenylyltransferase activity; nicotinamide-nucleotide adenylyltransferase activity. NCBI's taxonomy places the organism in Eukaryota, Metazoa, Chordata, Aves, Charadriiformes, Charadriidae. The annotation marks the transcript as partial.
AGCGAGCCCGGGAUUACCUGCACAAGACUGGACGCUUCAUUGUCAUCGGUGGCAUUGUCUCGCCCGUGCACGACUCUUAUGGGAAGACGGGUCUGGUCUCAAGCCGGCACCGCCUGACCAUGUGCCAACUAGCCGUCCAGUCCUCUGACUGGAUCAGGGUGGACCCCUGGGAGUGCUACCAGGACACCUGGCAGACCACCUGCAGCGUGCUGGAGCACCACCGUGACCUGAUGAAGAGAGUGACUGGCUGCAUCCUCUCCAACGUCAACACCCCCUCCAUCACCCCCGUGAUUGGCCAGCCCCAGAAUGAGUCCUCGCAGACCAUCUACCAGAACAACAACAAUGUCUCCAACAAGCCCACUGCGGCAAAGAUCCUGGGGAAGGUGGGAGAAAGCCUGAGCCGGAUUUGCUGCGUUCGCCCGCCCAUGGAGCGCUUCACCUUUGUGGAUGAAAAUGCCAACUUGGGGACAGUGAUGAGAUAUGAGGAGAUCGAGCUUCGCAUCUUACUGCUCUGUGGCAGUGACCUGCUGGAGUCCUUCUGCAUUCCUGGUCUCUGGAACGAGGCAGACAUGGAGGUGAUCGUUGGAGAGUUUGGGAUCGUGGUGGUACCCCGGGAUGGAGCAGACCCCGAUCGAAUCAUGAACCACUCCUCCAUACUUCGCAAGUACAAAAACAACAUCCUGGUGGUGAAGGACGACUCAAACCACCCCAUGUCGGUUGUAAGCUCCACCAAAAGCAGACUGGCACUGCAGCAUGGGGAUGGACACGUCGUGGAUUACCUUUGCCAGCCCGUCAUCGACUAUAUCCUCAAGAGCCAGCUCUACAUCAACGCCUCCGGCUAAGCACCAGAGGUCUUGCAGCGAGACAGCCCUCGUGUC